AUGAUCAUAGAAAUGAUUCAAUUAAUCUUCCUCAUCGCUAUAUAUAGAGCAUAUCAAAAACGUAACUAUGCUUUGUAUCAUUCAAAAAAGAAACUUCGAGAAAAAACUGUUUUAAUAACCGGAGGCACGACUGGUAUUGGCUUAGAGAUAGCGAAAGAUCUUGCUAAAAGAGAAGCUACAGUUAUAAUCGCCUGUCCUUUUGAGAACGAGGGGCUAAAAGCGCGGCAGAAAAUUCUAGAACAUUCCAGAAACUCUGAAGUUAUAUACAAGCAUCUUGAUCUAGCUUCUCUAGAAUCUAUACGACAAUUUGCAGACGAAGUUUUGGAAAAAGAAAAAAGACUGGACAUUCUUAUUAACAACGCCGGAGUGUGUAUGGUAGAUGAUUACCUCACGAAAGAUGGCAUGAGUUUUCUGAUGCAAGUGAAUUUUUAUGGCCAUUUUCUACUGACUCUUCUCUUGCUUCCAUUAUUAAAAAGGACAGGAACAGAAGAAGAUCCAGCAAGGAUUAUCAACAUGUCUUCUCUUUCUCAUAGAAGAGGGAGUACCAACAUUGAAAAUUACAAUAAGAUUGGCCACUGGACAUUUACCUACUUCAAUAGUAAGCUCAGUUUAGUUCUUUUUUCCCGUGAAUUGAAAAAGAAACUAAAGAAAUUUAACGUAGUUAUCAACUGUGCGGACCCUGGCAUUGUAUCAACUGCGAUUUAUGAUAACACAAGUAAUAUUUUUGCUCAUAUAUUCGUAUAUAUCAUGUUGUUGUUUUCGAGAACGCCUCUAGAAGGCGCUCAGACAGCUAUAUUUCUGGCUGUUGAUGAUGUUGGUUGUGUGACUGGAAAAUACUUCGCAAAUUGUAAGCAAGUGGACGCUAGUCACAAAGCAUUUGAUGAAACUUGUGCAAUGAAGCUGUGGAACCAAUCUGUGGAACUGGUGGGGUUAAGUAAGGAAGAAUUACGUGCUAUAUUUGAGGUGUAA
Molecule: messenger RNA, 969 nt
Organism: Colias croceus (clouded yellow)
Lineage: Eukaryota; Metazoa; Arthropoda; Insecta; Lepidoptera; Pieridae
Product: retinol dehydrogenase 13-like
Exons: 1
Coding region: 1-969 (322 amino acids)
Source: RefSeq, a predicted model, not a curated record